ACUAACUGCUCGCCCCGCGCAGAGACGAAAGAACCGAUUGAUCAGGGCGAGAGCCAGGCUAGUUCGCAAAUGGACGAAUUGCCUCCCCUCACGACAACGACCGAGCGCAAGUUGAUGGCCAAGGUCGACUGGCAUAUUCUGCCCGCGAUUUGCAUUAUGUACCUCCUUGCAUUCUUGGACCGAGUCAGUAUUUCGAAUGCCGCUAUUCUCGGCCUCAAGGAAGAUCUGAAUAUCAUGGAAGGAACAAAAUAUAACACUGCGCUUACGAUUUUCUUCGUGCCGUACAUCAUCUUCGAAAUUCCGUCAAAUGUACUCUUGAAGAAGCUCAAGCCUCAUGUCUGGCUCUCAUUUUGCAUGUUCAUGUUUGGUCUGGUCAUGAUCUUCCAAGGUCUAGUAAACAAUUGGGGUGGAUUGAUGGCCACUCGCUUUUUCUUGGGUGUCUUCGAGACCGGGAUGUUCCCAGGCUGUUUCUACCUAUUGGGCAUGUGGUACAAGCGAUCCGAAGCGCAAAAGCGAUUCAGCUUCUUCUUCAGCUCUACUUCUCUGGCCGGUGCUUUCGGUGGCCUUCUUGCCAGUGGAAUCGCCAAGAUGGAGGGCAUGCAGGGCUACCGUGGCUGGCGCUGGGUGUUCAUCAUUGAGGGUGUCCUGACUAGCGUCGUCGCUAUCAUCUUAUUCUUCUUCAUUGCUGAUUUCCCGGAGGACGUCAAGUGGCUGAACGAAGAAGAGCGCACAUUCAUGCGCGCUAAGCUGGCCAAGGACGUUGGCAAGGCCGCGCACCACGUACGUUUGGGAAAACGUGAAGUUCUGGGUGUCUUCAAGGAUUACAAGGUCUUUAUUGGAGGCUUUAUGUACUUUGGUUUGAUUGUUCCGGCAUACAGCUACGCCUACUUCGCUCCCACAAUCAUCAAGACAUAUGGUUAUGAUAACAUCAAAACCCAGCUGUACUCGAUUCCCCCUUGGGCUGCAGCUUUCGGAUUCUCUAUGGUCAUCGCUACAUGUUCUGAUAAGCUACGCCAACGGCUCGCUUUUACCCUUAUUCCUAUGGCUAUUGCCGUGGCUGGGUUCAUCAUGCUUCUAACGAUUCACGGCCAAACUUCACCUCAAUACGGUGCGCUAUUCUUGGUUACUAGUGGUUGCUAUAGUGCCAUGCCUGUUAUUGUAUGCUGGUUCGCCAUGAACCUAGGUGGUCACCACCGACGCAGUGUUGGUACCGCGUGGCAGGUUGGAUUCGGUAACAUCGGUGGUAUCAUUGCUACCUAUUCCUUCGUGGAGAAGAACGGUGUCAUUGAUUACCGAACCGGGUACAUUAUUUGCCUUUCCUUUGUGUGCUUCUCUGGUGCCAUGUGUGUGGUUUACGCGCUCUCAUUGUGGUUCGAGAACCGCAAGCGCGAUCGUGCAGCUGUUGAUCCUGCGGCGAUCCCGGAUGAGGAAGAGGAAUACCUCGGUGACUUGGCGCCGACGUACCGUUACCAGUACUAA
Penicillium brevicompactum is the source of this 1479-nucleotide messenger RNA. RefSeq names its product putative MFS transporter. NCBI's taxonomy places the organism in Eukaryota, Fungi, Ascomycota, Eurotiomycetes, Eurotiales, Aspergillaceae. The transcript has 6 exons. Gene Ontology annotation, biological process: transmembrane transport. The record is from RefSeq and is a predicted model, not a curated record. Gene Ontology annotation, cellular component: plasma membrane. The annotation marks the transcript as partial. Gene Ontology annotation, molecular function: transmembrane transporter activity.